Messenger RNA from Ostreococcus lucimarinus CCE9901, 384 nucleotides. It is a transcript of the gene RPL24, whose product is annotated as Ribosomal protein L24, component of cytosolic 80S ribosome and 60S large subunit. Gene Ontology annotation, cellular component: cytosolic large ribosomal subunit. The record is from RefSeq and is a predicted model, not a curated record. The coding region runs from base 1 to 384 and encodes 127 amino acids. Lineage: Eukaryota; Viridiplantae; Chlorophyta; Mamiellophyceae; Mamiellales; Bathycoccaceae. Gene Ontology annotation, biological process: cytoplasmic translation. The transcript has 3 exons. Gene Ontology annotation, molecular function: structural constituent of ribosome; mRNA binding.
AUGGUGCUCAAGACCGAGAAGUGCGCGUUCAGCGGGCUGCGCGUCUACCCCGGCCACGGCACGCGCCUGACGAAGAUCGACUCCACGACGUUCCUGUUCCUGAACGGCAAGUCGAAGAAGAUGCACGCGCAAAAGAAGAAACCCGCCAAGUUGGCGUGGACGACGACGUACCGCAAGGCGCACAAGAAGGACAUCGAAGCUAGCACUCGCACGAAGAAGCGACGGGUGAACAAGAGCGCGUUCACGCGAUCUUUGGUUGGGGCUUCCUUGGAGGUGCUCGCGAAGAAGCGUAACGAAAAGCCGGAAGUGCGCGCCGCGGCGCGUGAUGCGGCGCUCCGUGAGAUUAAGGCGCGAGCGGCGAAGAAGAAGGGCGCGAAGAAGUAA